AUGUAUGCUUUCGAAAUGUUAAUGAGAAGAGUUUCUAUUCCAACAACAUCUGUCGGAGCUGAACACAUGACUAUGAAGAAUAUUUUGGAUAGUGGAAGCAUUAUGAGAGAAUUCCAUAUUAAUUAUUUAUUAAAGAGCACAAAUACCAGCAAUACAGCAUCAACAACAUCCUCGGAGCCUAAUGAUUCAUCAAGUAAAACAGAAGGAAAGGAUCAACAAUCAUCAAAUACUAUGGAAGAACGACCGUUAACAGAGGAAGAAAUUAAGAGAAAAAAGAGAAAGAGAAUUGCUUUAAUUAUUGCAGCAAUAAUUGCAUCAAUUGGUGGAUUAAUUACUCUCGCUCUUUAUCGAACAAUGCUAGAAGUUCAAAAUCUUGCCGUUUUUUCAGAAAUGAUAGAAACUUUACACAUGAAUAAUGAUGCAUCUGUGUUAAAAAACGCUAUUUUUUCAAUGGAGGAAGGCUUUAAAAUUUUAGACAGUGCACAAUUUUCUCCAGAACAAAUACAUACCUUAAAACAAAUUUUUGGAGACUUUGAUUCUGUCAAGUCCAUCAAAUUGUUAGGCCCAAAUUGGAUUGAACACAUAGUCCAUAGGCUUUAUAUUUUGUCCAAAGAUAUUGCAUCUUGGAUUGACUUUCAAGUUUUUUUCAAAGAGUCCAGGAUUUAUUACUUCUUUCCAGUUGUUAAUAAGGAAACAGGUUCAGUAGCUGUAAUGAAAGUAGCAUUACUUUUAGAUGAACGACAUAUAGCAGAAAUUCGACGACUAAGAGAAAAAACGAAGCGUGAAAUGGAAGCCAAACAAAAGAAGGAAAAGGAAGAAAAACUUCAAAGACAAAAGAGACAGAAAAUUAAUGAGGAAAGAGCAAAGAAGGGAGAACCUCCACUUGAAGAUGAGCCAGAAAAAGCUCCAGAAUCUGUAGAAGAGAAAUCAGAGGAUAAACCAAUUGAAGUUCCACCAAUAGAAAUAGAGAGCAUUCAUAUCUGUGAUGCUGCUCCCUUUGCUGAGGCAUUUGACCAAAGCUUUUUUGCUCAACAUGACAACCAUCAUUUAUAUGGAUUGAAGGAGCUGUCCUAUAGUUGGCCCUAUGGAGCAUCUUAUACUGGAGGUAAAUCAGAAGUGUUGAUAUUCCACAACCAAAAUAUUUCCAAAAAAGCGCCCGUAUUGUUUAAAUCAUUUGGCUCCCUGAAUGCUCCUUCAGCAAAUUCAAAGCUUGGACACUUUUAUUUUGAAAACCUAGAAAACCAACGAGUUAAGCUUGAUACACGAACCAUCUUAAGUGGAAAUACACGUUAA
This is a messenger RNA of Naegleria lovaniensis, 1293 nucleotides long. RefSeq lists its product as uncharacterized. NCBI's taxonomy places the organism in Eukaryota, Heterolobosea, Eutetramitea, Acrasida, Naegleriidae. The record is from RefSeq and is a predicted model, not a curated record. The transcript is spliced from 2 exons. Bases 1 to 1293 code for a protein of 430 amino acids.